AUGUCGGUAGUACCACAUAAGCCCGCCCCGGAACAGUCCGGUUUGCCUGGCUUCACAUUGCCUCUUGACUAUCUCCCUAAAUCAUCCACAUAUGGGCUAGAAUAUGCAAUACUUAUCCUUAUUAGAUCCCUCAAGGUUCAUCGAGAAAUAGUAAUGAUGCGCGUGAUGAACGCCAUUACUGACAAGCCAGAGUGGAACCAGAAGAUUUUCAAUGAGGAAAUAACUACCAAAUGGCGCGAAGAGAUCUCUAGCAGUGGCGAGGAUAUCUCCCCGGCAAUGAUGGACUAUAUCGUUAAGGAAUUGCAAUGGAAAGCCAAUCUCCUCAAUUCCGACGGUUUCAUCACUAUCUUUGACAUUGGCGUGGUCAAAUCAGACACCGCAAUCCCAGAAGAAUUGCGGAAAGCCCUGGUGGAUGAAGUGGCUCCUUUGGAAAACAUACCGGACGACCAGAAAGAUUACCAUCCUGGAACAGACCAAAAGGUCCUUGAUCUUGUCCAUCCAUCACUUUUUCCGCUCGUAUACGGACGCAGCCGUAUCUUGCGCGAUAAGUCGAUUGGUCUUGAAGACUGUCUCGAUACCACAGGACAAGGAGAAAUACUGACAGUCCCCAAAGAUGCGGGUGGUCGCUGGAGUCGCAAGUUCCAAUGGCUUCCUUGUGACGUGAAGCUGAGCUCCACAGAAGCGGAGCCCGAGUGCCGCAUCACCUCCUACAUCAACAAUUUGCAUCCCGGGCGGCAUCUUACCUUGUACAAGGUCAUCGAGAAAGUCCUCGCACGCGCCAUACCUUUGUGGAACAGAACUUUGACUGGCGAGAUAAAGAAAAGUCAUCGGAUUGAAUAUUCCUUCGUUGACCUUGAUCGCCUGGAGCCAGAACCGGUGCAAGGACCCGACGAGACUGAUCGUGCUCACUGGCACCGUUGGAUGAGAUGGAACAGUGCUGGGACAAUCAAACAGCCGGAGCCGAGAGAAUUCACCGAAUACAAGUCUGAAAAAUCAAUGGAUAUUCAAAAGCUGUUUGGCGAUACUGGGUUGCAGGUUAUCGUGAAGUUGGCCAACAUUGAGCUGUCUCCUGAAAAUCCUGAGUACGAAGGAGGAUCCUGGCAUAUUGAAGGUCAACUGAAUGAACGCAUCUGUGCGACGGCUAUCUACUACUAUGACAGCGAAAAUAUUACAGAGAGCACUCUCGCAUUCCGCCAACGUGCAGACGAAGAGAAAGCCGAAGAUAUAAAUUACGAACAAGGACAACACGAGUUCCUCCAAGAAAUUUUCGGAUUCGGACCCGAUAUUGACGGCUAUUCCGUCAACGCCCAGAUGACGCAAGACCUAGGAGGCGUUGUCUGCCGGCAAGGCCGUCUUCUUACUUUCCCCAACGUCGUUCAGCACUGCGUGACUCCAUUUUCGCUGGCUGACCGGUCAAAGCCCGGCCACCGGAAGAUCCUGGCUUUAUUCCUUGUUGAUCCACAUUUACGAAUCAUUUCGACUGCAAACAUUCCUCCACAGCAGGAAGAUUGGGGAAGGGAGAAAUAUGAUCUGGCUCAAAAGGUGCUUUCAGAGAACCUUCCUGCUGAGUUGAGAAAUAUGGUUUGCGAUGAGGGUGUGCUACAGCAGUUGAUGAGCAUGGAUGAGGCGAAGGAGUUGCGAUUGGAGCUUAUGGAUGAGAGGAGUGCAAAGUCUCUGGAACAAAACGAGGCUUUUGAGAAGGGUGAUUUCAAUCUUUGUGAGCACUAG
This is a messenger RNA of Penicillium pulvis, 1728 nucleotides long. Its product is annotated as DUF4246 domain-containing protein. Lineage: Eukaryota; Fungi; Ascomycota; Eurotiomycetes; Eurotiales; Aspergillaceae. The transcript has 4 exons. Bases 1 to 1728 code for a protein of 575 amino acids. The record is from RefSeq and is a predicted model, not a curated record.